GGUGAACCUGGCAUCACCUCUUCCGACCUCAGAUUCCGAAAUAGGCAACUCUUCUUUCACGUGGUCUGCAUACCUCUACGCGACGCGUCUUAGUCUAUGACGUCACCUGUCCUCUUUUCACAUUGGACUACGAUGCAAGCGAAACCCGACGGCCCACGAUCUACCUCACGAAUCACCAACAACUCAUCCCAGAUGGGUGAUUUCUGCACUGUACAACCCACAGCCUGCAAAAAACGAAAACGAACAUCAGGACAGAACGAAUCUCCAGGAACUGUCGAAGUGCUACUUCCGGAUGGCGCUGAUGACAAUACUAAGCCAAGAAGGGUCAAUCCUCUCCAUCUGGCUGCUCGGCUUGGACCUGACCUUGUUCGCGAAAUGGAAGUACACAUCAAACCGGGCGCAUAUAUGCCAUCUUUUUCAAUCAGGAAGGACCUUCAAGAGCGUUACAACGUUGACCGUCGUCAUUUAUAUGAUUACUUCCAUUCAAGAGGUCUUCGGGUCGCUAAAGAGGAGAGAUUCAACAAUCUCACUAGAAGUAGGAUGCAGAAGGCUCAGCUUGCUGCUUCUGGGGCACAGGUAGAGAACUCGGCUUCCACCCGACCAGCGAAGACAAACCGGAAGCGACCCGUCAAGGCGAAACGUACAGCCUUAGCUCCCAUGACUACGAACGCUCCUGCAUCGGCUCCGAACGCGACAGCAAAUACCGACUCUGCUGGCGCGCAACAUUGCUCUGCUUCUCCUGGUCGUCCUUUGAAAAAGUCUCGCCUUCCUAAUUCUCCUAUAUCGACUCAUCAUAUUAAUGCAUCUCCGCUGCGUUCCCUUAAUAUCGCCGAUGUUUACACGCCUCAGCCGGACACGUCCUAUAACCCUAGCGAUGCACCUGAACCAUCUUCCCUUCAAUGCGAAAAACCUGCCUCUUCCUCGGCGCUAUCCAAUCCUAGCGAAACAUUUGAUUCUUCUCUGUCUCGUCGCGAAAGAUCUUUCCCACCUGCUGCACUGUCAUACCCUAAAUUAUCGGAGCUAAGCACCGCAGUACCCUCCCUCGACUCCUCAUUCGAAACAUCUUCCGUAUCCUGUGACACACUAGGCGACUCCGGCACCUUCAUCCCUCCGUCAGACGAUUAUUUCUCUCCUUUCGAUUCCGUCAUUGAGAUAGAUACGACUGACUACCUGGCACCAUAUGAUUACGAUACGUUCUCCCCUUGUGAUGAGAAGGACUAUUUGAUGCCGCCUGAAAGCCAGCUUCUCGAGCCAGAACAGCAAGCGAACAUCUACGAGUUGAUUAACCAGGCUGCAAAACUCUCCCUGAAGGCGCAGGAAUCACUUGGCUCGUAUAAAGCAUACAUGGAGCUACGGAGGCGUGUUUACUACGACGCGUUGGUUCCAGGAGACGAACAGUAUUAAGUUGACCUCGGGAAUUGGAUCCAUGCGGCAUUCAUUGACGACCCACUUCGUGUAACUGCCAGCCCUCAUCAUCCCUCGACUGCCUAUGGUCGCACCACCCCGGGCUUCGCUUCCCGUUUAACCAUUCCAGACGCUAUGGCCUCGCCCGCUUGCAUCCCUUUUCACUCAUUUACCAAGCAAGGUUUACCUGGGUACAUCUCUUCGUCAGACACCAUUGAGACCGAAAAACGGCAUCAA
This is a messenger RNA of Desarmillaria tabescens, 1641 nucleotides long. RefSeq lists its product as uncharacterized. The transcript has 5 exons. Lineage: Eukaryota; Fungi; Basidiomycota; Agaricomycetes; Agaricales; Physalacriaceae. The coding region runs from base 97 to 1404 and encodes 435 amino acids. The record is from RefSeq and is a predicted model, not a curated record.